Sebastes umbrosus (honeycomb rockfish) is the source of this 1788-nucleotide messenger RNA. RefSeq names its product HEN methyltransferase 1 (gene henmt1). The record is from RefSeq and is a predicted model, not a curated record. Gene Ontology annotation, cellular component: nucleus; cytoplasm. Gene Ontology annotation, molecular function: RNA methyltransferase activity; O-methyltransferase activity. Lineage: Eukaryota; Metazoa; Chordata; Actinopteri; Perciformes; Sebastidae. Gene Ontology annotation, biological process: RNA methylation; siRNA processing; piRNA processing. The coding region runs from base 226 to 1515 and encodes 429 amino acids. The transcript is spliced from 9 exons.
CAGUUUACAUUGAUGUCCUGUUUAAACUUAACAAGAUAAGGAUCUGUGAAGGAUUUUAAAGGAUACUUCUCUUAUUUUGUUUGUCAAAAGACACUUAUAGGGUAGAGUCCAGAUGCUCUUUUUCAAGUCCACAGAAAAAUAAAAACGACACCGCGUCAUCACACGAAAACCGCGACAUCUUGUUUCCGUUGGUGGUUCAGCGUUCAGCCGUUAACUACCGUGAAGAUGGACGUAACGUUCAGUCCGUCGCUUCACAGGCAGAGACAUCAGUUUGUAGUCGACUUUGUCAAGAGGAACAAACCCAAAAAGGUGGUGGACUUGGGGUGCAGUGAGUGCAGCCUUCUCAAACAACUGAAGUUUCACCAUGAAAUUGAACUACUGGUUGGAGUGGACAUCAACAGUACUAAAUUACAAAAAAAGAUGCAUGGAUUAGCGCCUAUAUCAACUGACUAUCUGCAGCCAAGUUAUGAUCAGCUGCGCAUUGAGCUGUACCAGGGCUCUGUCACACAAAAAGACGCCCGCCUCAGAGGAUUUGAUCUGGUGACCAAUAUAGAGCUCAUAGAGCACCUCACUCUUGCUGAUGUGGAGCGCUUCUCUGAGGUGGUGUUUGGUUACAUGACCCCAGUGGCUGUUAUCAUCAGUACCCCAAACUCUGAGUUCAACCCCCUUUUCCCUGGACUGGCAGGUUUCAGGCACAGUGACCACAAGUUUGAGUGGACCAGAGCAGAGUUCAAGUCCUGGGCUCUGAAGGUGUGUUUGGAGUACGGUUAUGAGGUGGAGUUCACUGGUGUUGGACAGGCGCCAUCAGGCCAGCAGGAGAGAGUCGGCUUCUGCUCCCAGAUUGGUGUGUUUCACCGGCUCGGGGGGAGAGAGGGUUUCAACAUGCUGAUUGGUGAUGAUGCUGAGGAUGUGUUUUCAUACACAUUGCUGUAUAGUAUAAACUACCCUAGUCUGCAUGACAACAACAUCUUGCGGAGGGUCGUGGUGAGUGAGGUGUCGUACUGGGCAGAAAAGCUGAAGACAAGAUGGAUUGAGGAGAAGACUGGCGGAGGGGAUGCCACUGAUACACAGGCUGAGGGUGAAGGGGAGGAAUGCCUCAGAGCGUUGGAGCGACACUUGGAGAUUGAAGAGAAAGAGACAGCAGCAUGUGGAGCAGAGAUGAACAAUCUGGUGGAGUAUGAGGAAGGAAAGGAUGGAGAGCUGUUUUGGACUAACAGCCAAGGACAACAGGAGUCUUGCAAAUUGCGCAGGUGUGUGUCUGUACCUCUGACUGUUCUGUGGUCCUGCUGCCCCAAAGUCAGUGCCCUGAGUGGAACUCUCGAUAAUCUCCGACAUCUCCUGAUGGAUGACCCCGAAGUUAAACUGAGCCAGGACGGCUCUGCUGUGCUCCUAGAUGACCAGGAACAAGACCCUGAAGAAGACGAUCAUGAUGGUUUGGAGGACAGCGGGUAUACAGAGGCCAGCCAGUGCUCCCACAGUGCUGAGCCAGAGGAAGACUGGGAUGCAAGAGUUUGAUCUGAAGAUACAGCUCUGUUGUCAGGACAAGUAGGUGACUUGUUGAAUGAGCAAAAUGGUUUCCCUUGGUUACUACUGGACAGUGCAGUUGAACUAAUAAUUCCCAGCUGCACUGUAGAAACUUUGGCUUUUGAAUUUAUUAGAUGGCUUGUUUGGACUGCCACUUUGUGUUAGAUGUAAAUAAAUAUCAAUUGGCCUCAAAAAAAGGAGUAUACUGGCUAAGGUGACUUAGACAGUCCAAAUGUAAAUGGUACAAUAAAACUCUAAAUGUGA